Molecule: messenger RNA, 645 nt
Organism: Aspergillus vadensis CBS 113365
Lineage: Eukaryota; Fungi; Ascomycota; Eurotiomycetes; Eurotiales; Aspergillaceae
Product: NAD(P)-dependent oxidoreductase
Exons: 3
Coding region: 1-645 (214 amino acids)
Source: RefSeq, a predicted model, not a curated record
AUGCGCGUUCUCGUAAUUGGUGGGACCGGACGAUGUGGCAGGCUUGUCAUUGACGAGCUGCUGGGACGAGGCCACCAGGUCACUACCCUAGCCCGAACACCUGACGCGCUGGGUGGUCCUCGACCCGGCACUCCGAUGAACUUAGAUGACGUACGAGCCGCGUUCAAAGCAGACAAGCCCGAUGUGGUGAUUGUAACGCUGAAUGCGCCUCGAGCGAGCGAUAGUCCGUUUGCUGCCGCAAUUUCUCCCCCUCGUUUAAUGGCCGACUGCAAUGCCAAUGUAGUGGCUGCAAUGAAAGAGUUUGGGGUCCGCAAGACUGUGAUUCUGCAGGCAUUCGGGGUGGGAGCAUCCUGGACUAACCUGCACAUCCUGCUGCGCCUACUCAUGAAGACAUCUAAUAUGUCACAUCAGUACGAUGAUCACAACGAAACAGAAAGGGAAGUCCUGGCCAGUGGGGUCAAUUAUGUGUUUGUGAGGCCGUCGCGGCUAGUCGAAACGGAAGAAACUGCCAUCAAGAUGUGGCCGGAUGACGGCAAGGGAGUUCCCAUGAUGGCAAGUACAAGUCGGAUCAGCGUGGCGCGAUCUUUGGUCGAUGUGGCCGAGAGUGAUGAAUGGGAUAACAUGGCUCCAGUUAUCACCAACUGA